UAUCUACGUGCUGCUGCACCGUCUGCCGGCCUCUGGUGCUGAACUUGACUGCGCCGCCGAGGAGCCAUGGCUGAAGAACGCUCUGCCGCCGACUGGGAGAUCGACGUGGAGAGCGUGGAGAAGGAGGCGAACGAGGCCGCCGUCGCGCCGCUCAGGAGCGCUGAGGAAGAGGAGGAAAGCGAGGAGGCGGCGGCGGCCCCACGGCGGGGAGAGCCGCGAAAGCUGAGCCGCACGCCGAAGUGCGCCCGAUGCCGCAACCACGGCGUGGUGUCAUGCCUGAAGGGCCACAAGCGGUUCUGCCGCUGGCGCGACUGCCAGUGUGCCAACUGCCUGCUGGUGGUGGAGCGGCAGCGCGUCAUGGCCGCCCAGGUGGCGCUCCGACGGCAGCAGGCCACUGAGGACAAGAAGGGGCUGGCGGGGAAACAGACGAGCCUGGAGCGCAAAGCCGUCUACCAGAGGCAUAUCCGAACGCCCAGCCUUCUGGCCAAGAGCAUCCUGGAAGGUUACCGUCCUAUUCCAACAGACCCUUACCUGGGAGGGAAUUCACCCUUGCCACCCCCUGUAAGUGACAGGAUGAGAAAAAGGCGAGCUUUUGCUGAUAAAGAGCUGGAGAAUAUUAUGCUAGAGAGAGAGUAUAAAGAGAGAGAGAUGAUGGAAGCUACACAAGCAGCUGCCUUUUUUCUCCCUAAUCGCAUGGUGCAGGGACCUGAGUACAAUUCGUAUAAAACAGCCUUCAAUGCUACUCAAGCUGAUGCUUCAAACAAGGAGUUUUGUAAUUUUUUACCAACCUGCCUUGACCUAACCAUGCAAUAUUCGGGAUCCAGCAAUGUGGAACUGAUUUCUUCAAAUGUCAGUGUAGCUACUACUUACAGGCAGUAUCCCCUGUCUUCCAGAUUCUUAGUGUGGCCAAAAUGUGGCCCCAUUAGUGAUGCUCUCCUCUACCAGCAAUACCUGUUAAAUGCUACUACUGUCCAAACUCUCAAACCUGGGUCAGGUUGGGAUACCAAGGUCUCACAAAGUCAGGACUGUCCAAACACUGAGGGCAACAUCAUGUCUCCAAAACUGGAAAAUUCUUUUGUUCUGACUCCCGCACAAGAUAUUCAGCAGUCAUGUAAUGAGAUACCGUGCCUUCCUCAGGAAGAUCGUGAAAGGUCAGCUUUCUCUCCUCCAAAAAGGACUUUCUAUCAGAUUUCUGAUAAGGAUUCUCUGACUCCUCAGGGACAGGUAUUAAACAAGUUCAGCAAAGAUAGCACCAAGCCCCCUCCACCACUCAAAUACAGCCGAUUUCAGUCACUGUUCCAGCAAACACUUCCUGACAGAUCAGGAGAAGAGUUGAGAACAUCAUUUGUGAAAGAGACUUUUGAAGAUGCUCCUAAAAAAUAUAGAGAGUGUUCAAUUAAAGAGAACCAGAACUACAAGCUAACAGUAGACAAAUGUGCAAAAGACUUAUUUGGGGCCAAAGAGGCCACUACAAAACUUCCAUCAACCGAGCUGCUGUCAUUUUCAGUUGAAUCAAUUCUUAAGCGGCCCUCUUCUGGCAGUUGCUAAUGUCUCUCAAGUGAAUGAACUUUAUGUUUAGUAUAGAGAGUUUGUAUGCUUUGUCUUCUGCAGAUUUGCUACUGUCUGCCUUGUGUCUUAAAAGAUUUGUGAAGAGAACUUCUUACUGUAAAUGGUAAUUGUUUUAUCUGAGAAUGUUGUACAUGAAUAUGCAUGUUUUCUCUUCUGGAAAAAAAAAAUAAAGUGAAACUGCAUGUGUAGACUGCAAAGUGCUGUUAUCUCAAGCAGUUCAACAAACUGAGAUUACCUACAAGCAUAGACACUUUCUUGAUCUCUGUUUUGUCUUUAUCUUGCAGGCAUGUAUGCCUUACAUUCAGGAUAGGUUCACUAUUUGUCUGCUGUUAUCAAUGUACUUCCUAGUUAU
This is a messenger RNA of Pogoniulus pusillus (Red-fronted tinkerbird), 1921 nucleotides long. RefSeq names its product doublesex and mab-3 related transcription factor 2 (gene DMRT2). Gene Ontology annotation, biological process: sex differentiation; regulation of transcription by RNA polymerase II. The record is from RefSeq and is a predicted model, not a curated record. Gene Ontology annotation, molecular function: RNA polymerase II cis-regulatory region sequence-specific DNA binding; DNA-binding transcription factor activity, RNA polymerase II-specific. The transcript is spliced from 4 exons. Gene Ontology annotation, cellular component: nucleus. Lineage: Eukaryota; Metazoa; Chordata; Aves; Piciformes; Lybiidae. Bases 67 to 1548 code for a protein of 493 amino acids.